Messenger RNA from Pleurotus ostreatus (oyster mushroom), 981 nucleotides. RefSeq names its product TOR complex subunit lst8 (gene LST8). Gene Ontology annotation, biological process: regulation of actin cytoskeleton organization; TOR signaling. The record is from RefSeq and is a predicted model, not a curated record. Gene Ontology annotation, cellular component: TORC1 complex; TORC2 complex. The transcript is spliced from 11 exons. Lineage: Eukaryota; Fungi; Basidiomycota; Agaricomycetes; Agaricales; Pleurotaceae. Gene Ontology annotation, molecular function: protein binding. The coding region runs from base 1 to 981 and encodes 326 amino acids.
AUGCCUGCACCGUCGUUCAGCUCAAGAAGCGGGUCGGCUCGCCAUGAUAUGUCGGUCAUUUUGGUAACAGGAUCCUAUGACCAUGAGGUUCGGUUCUGGGAGGCCUGGAGUGGUAUUUGCUCGCGAACCAUAUCGCGGUCCGGGGAAUCAGGACAAGUGAACAGAUUGGCAAUAUCUCCGGACAAACGACUGCUUGCUGCAGCAAUCCACAAGAAAGUACUCAUUUACGAAAUCGCCAGUACGUCCUCCUCACCGAUUCUCACAUUCGAAGGGCAUACUGGGAACGUGACAUCGGUGUCCUUUCACAGCGAAGGAAAAUGGCUCGUCACAGGCAGCGAAGAUGGAACUAUUAAAAUCUGGGACCUCCGAAGCUCCCAACUGCAUCGAACAUACGACAACUCGGCCGCCGUUAACGACGUAUGUGUGCAUCCCAAUCAGGGGGAGCUCAUUUCGUGUGAUCAAGCCGGCAGUAUCAAACAAUGGGACCUGUCUGAGAAUCUCUGCUCCCAUGAACUGACGCCCGCAGGAGAUAUUCCAAUUCGAUCGGUCAGUCUCGCUUCCGACGGGUCCUUCUUAGUGGCCGGCAACAACAAGGGGAAUUGUUUCGUUUGGAAAGUCAACGAUGAGCUGUCAGGUCUUCCGCGUUUCCAAGCCGUUACGAAAUUUCACGCACACAACAAGUACCUCACGCGCUGCCUCCUUAGCCCAGAUGCAAAGCACUUGGCCACAUGUUCCGCGGACACGACGGUGAAGGUUUGGUCGAUCUCACACAACUAUGAAUUCAAGCAUGAGAAGACUCUCAUUGGACACCAACGCUGGGUUUGGGACUGCGCGUUUAGUGCUGAUUCUGCUUACCUUGUAACAGCAUCUUCCGAUCACACAGCACGACUUUGGGAGAUGGCAUCUGGCGAAACCGUUCGACAGUACAAUGGACACCAUAAAGCGGCUGUAUGUUGUGCCCUCCACGAUGGUGCUGGAUGA